GAAAGUUAUGAUAAACACAUUUUGUUGCACUCUACUAGAUCUUCCUUCUUCUUCCUCAAAGAACAGAAAGAAAAUAUAUUCUGCUGCUGUAUUUGACAUCUCUUAUCGACUUGAUUUAGAAGCCUUGUCUGUGUUCCGUUAGUCUUUGUGUCAAAUUUGCUGCUCUUUGAACAUUUAUAUGAUAGUAGAUUUACUGAUGAGAACUCCAUUUGGUGCUUAGAAUUUUCUUUCCUAGUUGUCAAUACAUUUUAUCAUCUGUGACUGCACUGACCUCUGUAUGCAAUACAUAGAUCUGAAGCCUUAGAACACUCGAUACUCAGGAAACUAAAUCCAAACUUUGAGCUGUGCAGACCAACCUAAUGGACACAAUUCUAUCAUAUAUAUUAUUUGCAGCAAUCAUUUUCCUGACAUUUAAUGCCCAUAUAUAGCUUACCUACCAGCAAGAAGCUUAUUAAUUGUGGUGUAAUCAGCUGUGCAAACACUAGUCAUCUUCCAAGCACACAGCAGUCCUUGGAUCAUGGUCAAACUCCCAAACAUCAGCUAAUGAUUUGCCUUUGAUUACAAAAAUCAAAAAGCAGCGGCUGUAACAUCUACUACAGUCAACUGUUUAGGCACUGGUUUCUUUUUCCACAUGAGCCCCACUCCAUUUCACACCUUUCACCACCCUCUCUAGUCUGUACCACCUGCUCUUCUCUCUUCUGCUGCCAUGGUGAGGAAGAUCUGAUGAAUUCUCUUCUCUUGACCACCUGUCUCAACAACCAGGAACCUUGAACCAGGCCUUGAUCCAAGGAGAGCCAUGAAGCAAGAUCUACCUGCUGCUGAUAACAAGACCUCCUCGCCGGUCCUGCCUGCAGCUCGAGCCAGAACUCCCAGAAUGAAGGAGACUCCAAGAGUGGAUUCAGCAAAUGGGGGCUCGCCAGGGUUGAAGGCGAGGCCAAAGCCUGCUUCUGUGGAUGCAAGCGGCACCAACGUGGCUAGGAAAUCCAUCUUAUUCAACAAGCUGAGGCCAGCCAUCAAUGGCGUUGGGGAUCCAAAAGAAAGGAACCGUGAGGAAGCAAAGGUCGUUGGAAGCCAGGAUGUCGAGCAGUAUGCUCGGUUGCGGAGGAGGGCAGAUACAAGUUGCAGGGGAUCCGAAGAUGGAGCCAGUACAAAGAUGAGAGAGUUGCAGACCAGACUUGAUGAGAGUGAGAGACUGUUAAGGGAUUCGCAGUCUGAGGUGUUGGCACUGAGAGCUCAGAUAGAGAAGCUGCAGGUCUUAAAUGUUGAAUUGGAGUCACAGAAAAAGAAGCUGCAGGAAAGUCUCUCUGCUGCUGAAGCAAAGAUCAAAGUUCUAGAGAAGGAUGAUCAGGUGGAAUCAGUCAUCAAGUCUGGAUUUAGUAAUGUGAUGGAGGUUGUUCAGAAGAAGUCACAGAAUGUUAAAGAUAAAAUUCAGUUUUCAGUACUGAAACCUCCCACCAAAGCUGUAGGGGUCCAAUCAAAAGCUCUGGUCAAGAAGCCUGUUCCACCAUUGCCAACUUCUCAAGCCCCCAUUGCUGGGCCACCUCCACCACCCCCUCCACCUCCUCAUGCUGCAGGAAGAUCAAAUGCAAUGCAUAAGCCUUCUGCAUUAGUUGAAUUGUACCAUUCACUAAGCAAGCGAGACGGAAAGCAAGGCUCAAUGGUUAAUGGGGGUGCCAGUCCUCUUUCAAACAAUGCACGUAACAGCAUUGUCGGGGAACUUCAAAGUCGAUCGUCUCAUUUAUUAGCGAUUAAAUCGGAUGUGGAAACAAAAGGGCACCUCAUCAAACAUCUUAUGGAGAAGGUGCUAUCAGCAUCUUUCACUAAUAUGGAAGAUGCCCUGAAUUUUGUUGACUGGCUCGAUGGAGAGCUCUCCACCUUGGCUGACGAGAGCGCUGUUCUGAAGCAUUUUGACUGGCCCGAAAGGAAAGCUGAUGCACUGCGUGAAGCUGCAUUUGAAUUCCGUGAUCUUAAGCGGAUAGAAGCUGAAGCUGCUUCUUUUAAGGAUGACGCCUCCUUACCAUGUGAGGCCACACUAAAAAGGAUAUCGAACUUGCUAGAUAAGUUGGAGAGAAGCGUGGGUAGAUUGAUUAAGCUGAGGACUGCAAGUAUGCUUUUAUAUAGAGAUUGCAGAAUUCCGACUGAUUGGAUGCUUGAUUCUGGGAUGAUUAGCAAGAUGAAGCAGGUUUCUGUGAAGCUUGCAAAAGUUUACAUGAGGAGGGUGUCGAUGGAGCUUGAAUCAGUUUGGCAUUCAGAAAGGGAGUCAGCACAAGAGGCACUUUUAUACGAGGGGGUGCGUUUUGCUUACAGAGCACACCAGUUUGCAGGAGGGCUUGAUUCCGAAACUAUGUUCAUCUUUGAGGAGUUAAAAAUGCGGGUCGAAUCGCAAUGCAGAGGACAGUAGAGCAACUUCAUAGUAUUACUUACAGUCAGGAUGUUAAAGCUGGUAGCCAAGGUGGAACCAGGUUCAACAUCAUGUAACUGUUGGAUUGAGGUCAAUCCUCUCAGAAUAAGGUUUAUAUAGUAGUGAUCCAACUUAACUGCGAACAUCUUGCUGCACAUCCCAUCUCAACUAAAGUUUAUGGCAUGCUCCCUCACAAUUGACCCAAAGAUGACUCCAGAAGUGUUCUUGAGUCUUCUCAAGCUAUGGACAGAACAAACACAAUGUAACUGACUGCACACAUGGAUGAGCUUUUCACAGUGUAUUUUCCAUAUGUAUAUUAGUUUCUCAGCUUUGUGGAAUC
Musa acuminata AAA Group (dessert banana) is the source of this 2741-nucleotide messenger RNA. Its product is annotated as protein CHUP1, chloroplastic-like. The transcript has 8 exons. Bases 797 to 2401 code for a protein of 534 amino acids. Gene Ontology annotation, cellular component: chloroplast outer membrane. Gene Ontology annotation, biological process: chloroplast organization. The record is from RefSeq and is a predicted model, not a curated record. NCBI's taxonomy places the organism in Eukaryota, Viridiplantae, Streptophyta, Magnoliopsida, Zingiberales, Musaceae.